This is a messenger RNA of Elgaria multicarinata webbii, 2778 nucleotides long. RefSeq names its product FAM161 centrosomal protein B (gene FAM161B). Gene Ontology annotation, cellular component: cilium. The coding region runs from base 27 to 1916 and encodes 629 amino acids. Gene Ontology annotation, biological process: cilium organization. NCBI's taxonomy places the organism in Eukaryota, Metazoa, Chordata, Lepidosauria, Squamata, Anguidae. The transcript is spliced from 9 exons. The record is from RefSeq and is a predicted model, not a curated record.
AGCAGCGUAGCCGGAGCGGAACGGAGAUGACAGUGUCGGAACCUCGGGGGGCUUCAGGCGGGGCCGAAGCGGAACCCCGGGAGGAGGAGGAGGAGGAGUUCCGACGGGUAUUUCUAAUUAAAGCACAGUCAGAAUCAGAAGUUGAACUGGGUAGCAGUGUCACUUCGUCCAACAGAGGUGAGCUGCUGGAUUUUCUCCAGCCAGAUGAAGACGUAGUAGCAGCGUCAAGUUCAGGUGAGGGGUUUUAUGACUCACUUCAGGCCCUCAAAAGGAAAAACAGACAAUGUUUGUUAGAACUAGGUGUCAUGUACCAGAUAAAGCUGGAGAACAACCACAAACCACCCAAGGAAGACAAGGAACUUGAAGACUUUUUCCAGGACAAUGGAAGAUUGAUGUUGCCAACAAAUUUCUAUGAAGCUUUGAGAUCUGGUAACAUAAGAAGGUUCAGCUCUUUGACUGACCUCACCAUAGACCACUCAAACGAAGAGCAAAAUCAUUAUUCAUUUUCUCAGUCUUGUUCAAAACCAUGGGUCUCCUCUAUCACCAUCCCUCAGCCCUUCAAGAUGACACUUCGAGAAGCUUGCAAAAAGUCUCAGUUAAAAUCUCAGGCAUUGCUUGAAAUUGAGACAGACACAUAUAAAAGACAAAGCCAAGAAGAAGCUGAAUGCAAGAAACAGUUCAGGGCCCAACCUGUACCUGCUCACAUCUAUCUGCCACUCUACCAGGAAAUCAUGGAAAAGAAUGAAAUUCGUAGACAAGUAGAAACAGAGAAGAGAAAGGAGAUGCUCCUUUCAAUGCAAAAACCCUUCAGCUUUCAGGAAAAAGAAGAAAAGAGAAAGGAGGCCAUCAAACAUAAAGUUUUGGACAUGUUGACUCCAGCUAAAAAAUCAGUACCAAAAGUCAGGAAGAAGAUCCCUAAGUCAACCUAUGAACUAGUGUUUGGGGAUAAACUCAAAGAAAAUGAACUCUUAAGAAAAAUCCGUAUUCAGAUGAGAGCCAAAGAUUUAUUGGAAAGCUCGUGGGCUCCUAUUGAGCUUGGCGAUAAGCAAGGGGAGAAAGAACCCCGAAUUGCCUCCAAAACCAGGGAACAAAAACUGGGAUUUCUACAAAGCAACUUCAGCUUUAAACCAAGAAUAAACACAUCAGUGCCUGACUUUGAAAGACUUCACUGGGCAUUCCAAGAAGAAGCAAGAAGCAAACGAGAAGUCAAAGAAGCAACUCAGGAUAAACCAUUCCAAUUGAGAACAUCUAAUCUCCGUUGCAAACAUAGAGUUCCUAGCCAGGACAUGAUGGAUUUCCAGCAACCUUCCAAGGCACCAAUACAAAGAAGUCGGUCUUUGAUCGGUCUUUCAUCCCUCUCCUCCAAUACAAUUCCAGUAUAUAUCACGGAUGCAGUGAGAAAGAGGGAAUCUGCUAUUAAACUCCUCCAAGAAGGUAAAAAAUACAAGGAGAAUGAAGGAGUUCGUUGGGCAGAUCUGCAGAGAAAGAAAUGUCAAGCUAUGCAAAAGUCUCUGAAUUGCCGAGCAAAAGCUAUGGAUCCCCAUAAAAGCUUGGAAGAGACACACAAAGAAAAGCUGAAACAGAACUGGCAGAAAGACCACAAAAGAACAAAGGAGUAUAAAAAAGAACUAGAAGAGAUGAAGAUGCGAGUGAAAAACAGACCGUAUCUGUUUGAACAGGUCACAAAGCACGGUGCCCGUGAAGGGGCAGAGAGGCUCUUUCGAGACACCUUGCAGCAGUUUGGGCUGAAUGAAGAAUUCGUACAAAAGAAAGGGAGGGAAGCUGCAGACGUGGUAGGGAAGGAGGAGCAGUCUGAAUCACAAAGAAUUCCUAAGCCUCAGAGGAAUACUGGUGCUCAGAGGGACAUCGUGAAGGAACUAUCCCAAGAAGGGCUGAGAAGACUAGAAUUAAUGUAGGGAUGCGCUGAGAAGUCUCUAUGUGCCUAUAGCGCAUUUCCCCCCUUUAAUCAAAUGUAAUUUGUGCAGGUUUAAAGCAAUUUCUGCAGCAUAAGGAACUGAAGCUAACUUUUAUAUUUUAUUUACAUUAAAGUGUGUGAUCACGGUGUAUAGCUAUUUCAAAAGUGAAAUCUCAUAGGCCUGGCAUCAACCCAUUACUCAAACAGGAUUCUUUAGGUGAGUGAAUGUACAGCAGUAUUUGUACAUGCGCCCAUACUGUAGUGAUGCAAACACUGGCUGAUGAGGUCCUGCUUCCUGCACUCUUAAACGUUUAUACAUCUUUGUUUUGGAGAGGUUUAGAGUUAUUACUGUAGUAGACAUUCUAGCCAGGUUUCUCUCUGCUACAAAUGAAAGCAAGCAACAGUAAGGAUUUUUAGAUCAGCCGCCCCUCAGUAACCUCUUCUACUGUUUAAAGAAAAUGUGAUCAUUCUUUUCCCUUCCCCAGCCCUAUGCAUGGCAAAUAUUUGCAAACGUUGUACUGUUAGAAGUUUACUGAGAUUUGCAAUUCAGGAUGCCAUUCUGAUUCUAUGCCAACUUGCUUGGAAGACAUCUCAUUGCAUUCAGCGGACUUACUCUCAGAUAAGUAUGUGUAGGACAGCAGGUUUAAGUUACAAAUGUGCCUAUACUCUGGAAGAGAUUGUAUCAUUUCAGUUCACAAAGCAAUUUCUGGAGUAUGGAAUGUAUGACAAUUCAAACAUCACAUUAAAAGAGCAAGGACAUGUUAACUAACUGUUCCCCAGCUGACUGUGUGCUGAAGGCAUUCUAAAUCCUUUGCUAGAACAAGAAUUUAGUAACCAAUGAGAACCCACCUCCCUCCAUUUAU